UAAGGUUUUUUGUUGGCUUAAAAGAACGUGUUUUUUGAAGUUGAUGAGAAAAAUUUUAAGGAACAGACGGCCUGACAGAUUGUGUAUUUUAAAUAGGUGUCCUUAUAAUUGGCCCAUUCGGUUCACAGCCAAAAACUAGCAACGAUUACUAAGUUAGGGUGCAGUUGAAGGAUGAUUUUAUUGCUAUUAACGAUUUUAUGAUUUUAUUGUUUGAUUAGGGCAAACACCUGGUUGUAUUCUAGGCUUUCACUAUGCUUGUAAAUCAUGUUCAGUCCAUUGAGAAUAUACUUGAGCAAUACAUAUUGUUGCUUGAUCGACCAAGAAAUUACCCAAAAGUUGUGUGCAUAUCGUUUUCUUGAUUUUCAGUGAACAGUAGCCACAUUUAAAGUGAUAUUUUGGCGCUAUUAUUCAUUUAUCUUUUGAAACUGGAUUCGUUUUACUUUCUGAAAUUUUUAGAUUUGCCAUAUCAAUUUAAAACUAAAUCAUAUCAGUGCCCUUUGAUAAUAAAUUAAAUAGUAAUUAUUAAGGGUCAAAGUUUGCAAAAAACUCGACUCUAAAAGAGCAAUCCACUACUUCUUUCCAAGAGACAUUUUGAUUUGCUCCUUAACCUUUGCCCGCGGUUGUGGUUUUUGUGAUUGCGCUUUGCCCGCGGGGCAUGUUUGCCCGCCUUUUGCAUCUCCCUGGACACUUCGGAUUCCUAACAGCCAAAAACUUCACACUUCUUCGAUGUGUUUACCCUAAUUAACUUCCAAAACGAUCACUAGACUGCAAUUAACGCAAAUCAAAGCCAUUAAAGCACAAAAUGAGCGAUUCAGAGACAGAAAGACAGCGAAAAUUAAAGGCUGGCAGAGCGAAGCUCAUGGAGUUUAAGCAAAUGAAAAAAAGGAAGAAGAAAGAAGAAGCUGCUGCAACCUCUAAGACCUCUGGAAAUCAAAGCCAAAAUAAUAGCCAAUCAGGAAGCCAGCCUGUAGCAAAGGAAGUACAAAGGACUGUUGGUUCACAAAUGAGCAGUCCCAGAGCAGCAUCUGGAGCACAUAGUGGUGAUGAUUUUGGAGAUCAAAACACAGAGAAUGAUGCAGCAUCAAUAAGCAGUGCUGGAAAUUCACUUCCAGUUUCACCAAUCCCUCAUGAGGGUGGAGACAAUAGCUACACAAGUGACAGUGAAUACACAAGUGCAGAGGAAUCAUACACAUAUUCAGAGGAUGGAGUUGAUAGCCUGGUGGUUGCCAAUCUGGAGAGAAAUGAACUCAAAAGUAGAGUGGUCGAGUUGGAAGAAAAUCUGCGUGGGAAGCAGUCUGUUAUAAAAGACCUGAACAAGGAAAAUUAUGAAUUAAGAGCGAAACUUCAUACUUUCCAGUCUGGUAGCAGGCAAGAAUCAAGUCCUUCUCCCGUUUUGCGUAAGGAACUUGAAAGUUUACAGGAAACACUAAAUGAGAACCAAAAAAGACUUGAAGAUAUCAAUAAAGAAAAUCAUGAGAUGAGAGCAAAGCUAGCUCACACGGGCCACGAUGACAGGUCAUCAUCAUCAAAGAUGGAAGAAUUAAACCUUUCCCUUGAAAGCAAGCAACAAAUGUUAGAGGCGCUGAAUUUUCAGAAUGAGGAAUUGAUUAAGGAGAAUAAUAAGCUGAAAUCACGGUUGAAAGAUCAAUCACCAGAUAACAGUCAAUCUGAUUCGCAAGUGGAAAGUCUGCGGGAAAGUUUGCACGCCAAACACACCGUGCUAUCGGAACUGAACAAACAGAAUCAAGAAUUAAGAGAGAAAAUUCAUGAGCUAUCGCAAUCAGGAGCCUCAGAUAGUCAGAUGCAAAGCUUCAGGAGGAAAAUUGCAGAUCUUCAAAGCGAAUUAGGAUUAAAAGAUGAUGAGAUAGAGAGACUGAAAGCAAUCGAAAUCAGUUUUAUGCAGACGAAAGAAGUUGUUAAAGAGUUAACGCUGCAUUCAAACCAGGCAAAAGAGGAUCUCAAAAAUGCCGAAAAGCGACGCAAAGAGAUUGAAGAUGAUAAUACACAGAAAGAAAAGGAGCUUUUACAGAAAUGUUCAGCGACUAUUCUUGAGCUUGAGAAGGUUCAAGCUGAGUAUCACAACAUAGUGGCACUAAAUAAUGACCAUUUAAUGAAGAUAAACAUUUUAGAAAGCGAGAUCACCAGACUUGAUGCAAAAUUGAAUGAAAAAGAGAAAAAAAUUGCUGAGGUAGAUACUCAAGUUUCUUUGGCAAUUGGUGAACGAGACGCUGUGCAGUUAGAGACCAGGGCGCAAGUGGAGGAUUUUGAGGAGAGAAUCAAAGUGAUGCAAGAACAACUACUGCAGAAUGGAACGACACUUCGAGAGUACGAGUCUGAAAUAUCCAAGGCCACUGCAGAAUUAGCAUCCACAAAAGUCUUGGUGCAAGAAUCGGAAAAAGCUCUUGAGAAGAAGGACCAAGAUAUUAAACUGUUAGAGAUGAAGGUAGAAGCAACAAAUAGCGAGGAUAGUCGAUUUAACAAUGAUCGGAAGAUUUACCUUGAUGAGAUUGAAACGCUAAAGGAAAAAGUAGAAGAAAGUCAAAGCAAGAUGAAGGGGUUAAAUGAUGAACUGAGAGAGAAGCAAGCACACUACAGCGCUGUGUUAUCACAGAAGGAAGAUGAGAUACAAAGGCUGGAGAGAGAAAGGACUGAAACAGAACAGCUAAGAGCUGAUGAUGUAGAUAAUUUGCAGUCUCAUUAUGAUUUAGCUUUGCAAGAACAAAUGCAGACGAGCAUAAGAAACCUGGAAGAUGAAAUUCGAAAACUUGAAGCGAAAAAAGUAGAAGACAUACAGGGCAUGGAAAAAGACUUUGAAGCCAAGUUAGUCGAAAUGAAAGCUGGUUUGGAUAAGGCUAAACAUGAGGAGAUACUUCGUGUGCGUGAUGAAAUAGAAGCCGAACAGAAGGUCCAAUUGGAGGCAGUACGGAAACAGGUUACGGAGGCGAUUGUGCAGCAAGGAGCUGAGGAAACUAGAAAAAUACUGGAAGACAGUGAAUAUAAAAUAACUCAGUUAGAUCAGCAGCUGGCAUUAAAAGAGACACAAAUAGACGAAUUUAAAGCCAAGAUUGAUAUACUUGAAACUGCAUUUGCAGAUAAGGAAGAAGAAUUAGACACUUUUAAAGAAAAAGCCCGAAUUGGAAAACUCGAGAUUGAGGGACUUAAUGAAGAGUUGAUGAAUCGACUUAAAGAAUCUGAACUGAAGAUUACUGAUUUAGAGAGUAUACUUGGCGAGAAGGAAUUAAAGAUUGAAGAAGAUAUGAGAGUUAUUGAUAUUUUGAGUGUGGAAAAAACAGAACUCGCUGCUGAAAAAGAGAAAGAUUUGAAAUACACAAAAGAGGAAUAUGAAGAAAAAAUGAAAAUAAAGGAAACGGAAAUCAUGAAUUUGAAAAACUCAGCUGAGAAAGAAAAGGUUGAGUUUUUACAGUUCAUUGGUGAAGUUGAAGUUGUGAAAAAGCAAUUGAGUGAGGCGAUUGCAAACGAAAACAGAUUGAAGGAGAAUGUAUCUUCUUUGGAGAAUGAUAAAAAUGAGCUUCAAGAGCAUUUGCUAAAAGUCAAAGAUGAACGAAAUGAUUUUGAGCAAUUAGUUGAAAAGUUUGAAAAUGAGAAUAAGAAGCUUAAAGAAACGGUUGACCAAAUUGAAAUGGAGAAAACGUCUUUUAUUGCAGAAUCUGAAUUGGAAGUGGGACUUUUGAAAGAGAGAAUGGAGGUAAUGAAAAGUGAAAAUAACAACGAAAUGAUGGAAAAGUUCAACCAAACCUUCGAGAAAUUGAGACAAGAAAAGGAUGAACAUAUAAAAAACCUGAAAGAUGAGAUGAUGCACAGUAGAGAAAGUAGCGAGAAAUACGUGCAGAAAUUGAAGUCAGACUUUGAAUGUGAUAUGAAACACGUUGAAGAUGAGAAUCAAAGUUUGAAAAUUCGACUUAAGGAAAUCAAGGAGGUGAGGGAUAGAGACAAAGUAUCGCAUGAAAGCGGUCUGGAACGGGAAAUGGAAGCAUUGGAGGAGAAGCACAGAAGAGAGCUUGCUGAAGUAAAGGCAGCGUUUGAAAAGAAAUCCGAGGAAGAUCAUCUGAGUCUUAAGGAGAAUCAGUGGCAAUAUCUUAAAAGGUUUGAAGCAGAGAGAGAUGCAGAAAUGAAACGUUUUGCAGAAGAUUUUGAAAGACGAAAAGAAGAAGAGGUUGAGCUUUUGAAGCAUCAACUGGAAGAAGAAAAGCACAAGGAAGUACACGAUGUUGUAUGUAAUAUGACGAAAGAACAAAAAGAUGCCACCUCACAGAUAAAAGAUGAAAUGGAGAGACAGUUAAAGAGAGUUCAGGAAGAAAGGGAUGCAGAAUUGCGUAGCAUUCAGCAGGAGUAUCUGUCCUUUAAGGAAAUGAAGAAGCUUGAAAUGGAAGAAAUGUUGGCAACUCAGAUCGCAAAGUAUCAGGAAGAGCAAGAUGCGCUUCAGAAGAAACUAAGCAAGGCCGAAAGUCGCUUGCGGAAGACUAGCAACGAGAAAGAAGAAUUGGUAAAGCAGUUAGGCAAUAGGUCCCGUGAAGAUACUGAAGAUGUGCAGAGAAAGUUGAAGGAGGCAGAAGAUCGUUUAGAUACGCUGCUUCGUGAGAAAGAAGAAUUGGAAAAGCAAAUCAGCAUUAGAGAUAAGAGUGUUGCAGAAGAAGAAGUUGUUGCGAGAGAAACCGAUUCGAGUUUGAAAUCUGAAAAACCAUUCGAAAUCGAAGUGCCGUUGCAAGCUCUAUUAGAAGAUUUAAGGUCAGAGAUUCUCAAUUUGAGCAUGGAUGAAACACAAAGCUUUGGAAAGAGAAAGAUAAGUGAAAAAUUGAGUGAAGAUAAAUCAGGAGAAGAGUUUGAAUCUUCUUUAGAUCGUGAACUGAGUGAAAUUACGCGGUUAUGUAAAGGUCAGAUUGUCGAUCUUGCGUAUAAGUUGAAGGAAACCAGAGCUAAGUAUGAAAAUAGUGAGAAAACACGCAAUGAUAUUUCAGAUAUGAACCAGACCCUGAAAGAAGAACUUGCUAAUCUCAAAGCGCUGUUAAAGAAUAACGAAGAAGAACUGAAUAGAAGUUACGAAGUUAAUGAAGAUCUGAAAGGAACUGCUAGUAUAUUGCAAGCUGAAGUAGACAGGCUGGCUAAGGCUGGGGAAGAUGGUGGGUUUGAUGCAACUGAUGGCAAAGAUAGAAGCCUCCUUAACACAGAUAUUGAGUUUAUGAACAACAGAUUGGCUGAAAUCUCAAAUGAACUAGAGUUAAAAUGGAAGCAGAAAGAAGAACUAGAUCGGUCUCUUAUGGAUGUCAAGUCUGAGAUCAGUUUUUUGAGGGAAGAGAAAGGAAGAAGAGAGCCAGUGAUUGAAGAAGAUGUUUCCGUUGUUAGUAUGCAACAUGAAGAAGUAGCAAUUGUACCUGAAUUCUUAGAAGAGCUUUAUACUACUCCUCUUGAGGAGGUUGAUGGCCCCGAGAAUGAGCAGAGGGUUGAAGCGGAAGAGGCAAGUCGAAAGGAGCAGGUAGCAUCUUUUUCAUUCGAUAAAGAUUUGGAAUUAAAGCAUUUGCAAAAGUUGCUGAUUGACAGUAAUGAAAAACAAGAACAGCAAAAAAGGGAAAUCAAGGAGUUACGCGAAGCUCUUGAAAACGAACGAAUGCUAUUUGCAGAACAAUUACGCGCUCGAGUUGGGAAAGAAACCGAAGUAAGGACGGCGCAAGAGAAUACAGCAAGCGAAGUUUUGUUACGCGAGAAAAAGGAUGCAGCCAAUAAAAUUGGUAUGCUCGAGCAAAAAUUGAAAGAGAAAGAGAAAAUUGAAAAUGACUUAAAAGAUGAAAAUUGGAGAUUAGUGAAUUUAUUGAAAGAGAAUAAUAUUGAGCUGUAUAACGAAAAAGAGUUAUUGCAAGAUCAACUUGAAAAACAAGAAGAUAUUAUAAAGGAAUUGCACGAGAAGUUGUCUACCAGUGAUCUUGUUACCAAUGAAAUCCAGGAGGCAUUCGGGCGUCAGCUAGCCGCCCUUCAUCGCCAACGCGACGCUCUAAUAGAACAAUUAGAACAACACAGAAAGGACCACCAGGGCUAUGCCAGGGUUGUGCAGGAAAAAGCGACGCUUGAGGACAGACUGAGGGAAGAGAAGAAACUAUUGUCUGAAAAGCUCAGUCAGAAAGAGGCUCUUGAGAUGGAGUUGGCAGCUGAAAGAGAGGCUUUGAAUGAGAAGUUGAUUGAGCUGGAAAAGCUUAGGGAAAUGCUGAACGGGAAGGAGAAACUAACUGACGAAUUGACAAAGCAGCGCGAUGAACUGAAGACGGAGCUAACAAGCAUUGAAGAAAGGCUCUCUUUGAAGGAAAAAGACUUGAGUAUUGAAAGGGAAGAAUUAGAACGGGAGCUCGAAUUAAAGGAUUUAGAACUUCAGAAGUGGGAAGAGGAUUUCCGAGCACGGGAAAACGAGCUACUGGAACAAGAAGAUACCUUGCGAGAAAACUUUUCUAACAUUCUACAAUCAACAAGGAAUGAUUACGAGGUUAGAAAUGAGGACAACCUAAGGCAACUGCGCACCGACCUAGACUCGGACUAUAGGGACCGCAUUGCUGUUACGGAGGAAGGCCUUCAUCGUCAGUAUGGAGAAAAAAUAUCAAAAAUAGAAGAGGAGCACGAAUGCCAGCUUCGAAACUGGCUUGAUCUAAGCGACUGGCUUCUGGAUUCCAUGUUAUCACUGCCAUGUUUCAAGAUGAGUAGAGCAAAAGCUGGAUUUGAAGCAAAGUUACUGGACUUGCGACGCCAGCUUGAUGAGGAACGCCUCCGCCAAGUAAAAACCGUUAAAGAAGUGCUAGAGAGGGAGCACUCAAGAGAGAAGAUUGAUCUCCUGGUUGGACACGAUUCAGAAAUGUAUGGAUUGAAGAGCGAUUUGACAGAUGAACAUCAGCUGGAGCUUGAUCGACUUCGAAGGGAGUUCGAAACAUCACAUCAAAGUAUGCUGGAAGACUUACAGGCAAGCUUGAUCACUGAAUCGGCCAUUCGCAUUGGCGCUGCAAGGCUAGCAGCUGAGCAGGAGCUUGAGCGGCAUCUAAAAGAAAUGAGGCAAGCCAUGGAGGAAGAGCUUGAAAAGAGAAUGGAAGAUGUUGGCGCAGAAAAGGAUUUGGCUGUUGAAGAGGUGAAAGCAAAAUGCGAAGAGGAGUUGAGGGGAAAAGUCGAUGAAGUGAUGAGGGAAAUGCAAGCAGAAAAGGAAGCAGAGUUGGAAAAGAUUAUGAACGACGCAUCAAGCGAUCUCCAGGAAAGAAUAAGGUUGAUGCAAGCCCAGCUUGUUGACCUGCGAGAUCCCCAGAGGGUUCAGGCAAGGAUGGAAUUGGACAACAGACACGAAAACAAAGUAGAAAAAGUCAAAUCAGAGCUUGUGCAGAAGUGUGGCGACGAUGAUGAAAUGUUUCACACUUUAGGCGAGUUCGAAUCUGUUCAGGAGGAUUAUUUUCAAGAGAGAUUAAAAUGUGUUCAGGAAGAACACGAAAUACACGUAGGAAACAUAAUAAAGGAAUAUGAGAUUAUGUUACUCAAAACGAAAAAUGAAUUAGACGUCUUAAGGGAGGAUGAUUUCCAGAGAAUACGCCGACUGCAGGAUGAGAUUUAUGCCAAGGAAGAGGCGAUCUUGGAGAUGCGAAAAGCACAUGAAGAAGAAAAGGAGAGUUUAGAAAAAGAGCUUGCAGAGGAAAAGAAUAGCCAUGAUCGUGAUAUCGCGAGAAAGACUGACGAACAAAUUGCGAUUGUAGCGAAGGAAAAGGAGGUUUGGAAUUUUGAGAGAGAAAGAGAGCUUGAUUUUAUGAGGACGCAGUUCGAAGGGAGAAUGAUAGAAAAGGAUGCAGAAUGUGAAGAGAAGAUGCGAAAUCUUCAAAAUUGGUACGAAAAUGAAAUGCAGAGAAGAGAAAUGGAGUUUAUACAGCGAGAAGAAAUUAUGAAGGAGCAUUUAGGCCAGAGGUCAAUUCAAGCACAGUUUCAGGAACUGGAAAACCAACACGCCGAACAAAUGCGAAUGCAGGACGAGAAACACCGACAGGACCUGGAACAAGCGGUCGUUCAGCUGAGUGCCAGCUUGAAGGAGGAUUUCAAUAAGAUUAUGGCUGAUAUGAAAACGAGGCACGAAGAAGAGAAGACACAAAUGAGGAAGGAUUUCGUCAAAGUGAAAAGGGACGAGUUGGAUGAUUUGAGAGAAAAGCUUGCCGCUGACUAUAAUAUAGAGCUGAAAGAAAUGAAGGUGGAGUUAGAGCACAAAAAAUUUACGGAGAUAGCCGAGAUUACCACUCAGAUAUCUCUGAAAAAUGCCAUGGACCUUGAAAAUGUUAGAACAAGUGUGACCGAGAAGUACCAACAGGAAAUGGAAGCCAUCAAGAAAGAACUGCAGGACGACUUUCAACGAAACGCUUUACGGCAUGCCGCUGAAAUUGAAGACAUGGAAAUUAGCCAUGCCGAGGAACUGAGGCUAGCCAAACGAUCACUCACUGUUGAUGAAGUCGAGGCUAUCAAAAGAGCAGUUGAAGAAGACUUUGCGGAGAAUGCAUUGAAUCAAGCCAGGCAAAUUGAAGAGCUAGAGCUGAGACACGCUGAAGAAUUGAAGCGGCUGCGAGAGAAGUACGAAGCUGAAGAAGUUGAAGAUGUGAGACGCGAGAUGCAGGAAGGCCUGGCACAGAAUGCAUUGCGAUUGGCCUUGCAAAUGGAAGAGCUAGAAAGCAGGCACGCUGGCCAGCUGAAGCAUCUGCGGCAAAAGUAUGAAAGAGACGAAGUUGAUGGAGCUCGGGCAGAUGCGGGGAGGAAAUCACCUGUCGAUUUAGAGCAAGCUGAAGAAGUAGAAAAGAAGCAUAAGGACGACUUAAAGCAAGUUAAGCAUAAAUACGAGAAACUUUUACACGAGAAAACACAGGAGUUGCAAAGUGAAGUUAACGUGUUAAGAUCGUUGUUAGAAGGUGGCCAUAAACAGUUGCGGAAGAUCUCAAAGGAUUAUGUUGACGCAGUUCCUAGCGCACCUCCCUUUCACGAUAUGCCGGGGGGAAGUUUCGAAUCACUUGUGGUACCAACACGGCGGUUCGGCGAAGGUGCUACUCCGUCGAGCUCUACGGAGACACUAAUUGCUCGAUUCGCAGACGGAGAAGUUGUGAACGCCCUGAAUGAUGCCUUGCAGGAUAUCUCUUCAGACGAAGCCUCACGAGCGGGAACUUCCCUCACUGGCUCACUGCCGAGUUUGUUUAACCACGUGGGGGCGCGUUACCCAGGGGUUAGGCACGAUGGUGGACAUGAUGAGGUGGAGCAGAAUCGGGAGGCCGUUAUUCGCGAAAUGCGGCGCAGAUUUAGGCCAUCAGAAAGUGACUCUGGCAAGUCGUACGACCAGAUGAUGGAGAUGCCCUUAAUGGAAGAAGAAAGGCUGCAUAAAUUGCUAAGGGAAAAGGACGAUGAAACCAGGCAUCAGCUAGAAAAGCAGCGUGAGGAAUAUGACCACCUUUAUCAGGGUCGUAUACAGGAACUGGAGAGAGAGAAUGCUCAGAUGGAAGAGUACAUCCACCAGAUCAACAGUAAACACGAGCGAGAUAUCAGUGCAUUGAAAGACAAGAGCUUAGCACUUGCGGAACAGAAAUUAGACGAAGUUAAGGAGGAGGCUGCAGUAGAAAAAGUUGAAUUGCAGAAAGAGGCCCACGAGAAUCUGGAGAAGAGCAAAAUGGAGUUGAUUGAAAAACACGAGAAAAUGUUAAAGAAAUUCAUGAAACAACAGGAUGAUCUUACUCAAGAAUUGAAGAACGAGCACAUCGAUGAGCUUGGCAUGCUUAAACAUGAGCUGACUAUGAAAAAUGAAAAGCAGGUUAAAGAAGUCGAAAGAAAACAUCACGAGUACUUGCUACAAACCCGCGACAAAUACGAGAAACUUCUACACGAUGAGCGCGAAAAAUUCGAGAGAAAGCAUGCAGAAGAUGCGAAGAGGCUGAAAAAUAUGAUGGAGAAGAAGCUUGAAACUAGCCAAAAGGAUUUGGUCGAAGUUUUAAAAGACCAAUAUGAUUCUGAUUUGAAACGCAUCAAGAUGACAUUAGAGGAAGACAAAAGACAGGCUGUUGAGGACGCUGGGCAGCAUCACAAGGUUGAGCUUGAGAGGGCAAAAGAGAAUGUACGACGGGAAAUGAGUGAAAAGUUUAAAGCAGAGUUGGAGGGGAUGCGAGAAACGGCUCGUCGGGAGUAUGAUGAUUACAUGCGAAGAGAUUUGACCGAAAGGGUUGCUUUCGAAAUUGAUCGUGCUCGAGAAGAAGCCAGACAGGAAUACGAAGAAAUUCACAGCUUUAAAUUGCGACAGUUGGAGAACCAACUUGAGGAAACACAUGUGCAGCAGUUGCAAACGUUGCAAGACAUGCACGAGAAACACAAGUCAAAUAUAGACGAGUUGAAGAAGCAACACGAGGAAGAGAUUAGGAAUUUAGAAGAUAGUGGCGAUGAGAAAUUCAGAUCAAUGAAAGAGUCGUUGCAGGAAGAACGUAUGAGUGAAAUAAACGCUGUCGAGCUCAGCCUUGAAAAAGAUGUGGAUAAGAUCAAGCAGGAAUUGGAAGAAGCACAUAAGAAGGAGCUUGAAGAGCUGAAAAAUGAAUUGAUUUCUGCCAAUGCCAAACUCACUGCCCUGGAUAAAGUGAAAUCCGGUACUGAGAAAACCUACAUGGAAACGAUUAAAACCCUACACGAGGAUUACGAAAACGAAAUCUCGAAGCUGAAAGAAGCCAUUGAAUCGAUCAGAGAUAAGCAGCUGGAAAGUCAAGACAAAAAUGUUUUGGGCAUUUACAACACCGACCAUAUGAUAAUAAAGCAGAAUUUUGAGCAGCAAAUUGCACAGAUGAAGAAACAUUACGAGAUCCUGAUGAGUGACAUGGAGAAAAACUUCGAAGUCGAGAAGAGGCACUGGCUGGAAGAACAUAUGGAGAAGCAAGAUAAGAAGCUGGAAGAAAUAAAGAAAAGUUAUGAAGAUGAGAGGAAGGAUUUGCAUCAUGAAGUGAUUGCCAUGGACGACGAACAUGUAAAACAGCUCGAUUCCGUAAUGGACAAAGUGAAGAGCUUGACUGCUGAACUUCACUCUGCCCACAGAGAAACAAAAGAGUUAAAAGAAGAGAAUCAGAAAUUAGUAAACAAAGUACAAGUGGCUAGUGAUCAGUACAAUACCUUAGUUGCAAGACACGAAAGGCAAGAGGAAGAAAACUCUAAAUAUAUCAAAAUGAUAUCAUCAGAUGUGGACAAAUGCGAACAAGAAAAGGGCAAGAUAAAGAAUGCAAGUGAGCGCGUUUUACAGACUCUCUCGAAUGCCGUCCGUACAUCUGUUCUAAUCGAAGACCUCAUAAAUCGCCGUUUGGAUACCAUGAUACAAGAGGCCAGCAGGACCGAAAGUGGCCUUGAUGCCAGCAGAAGCCGCGGAGGCGCUAAUGGCGGGGGACACCACGGUCGAGGCUUCCGCUUGUUUGGUACAUCACCCAGCAAGUCAAAGAAAGACAAAACACUAAGCGACACAACUUUUGGUGACACUACACAGUACUCCAACCUAAGUGGCGGUUCCUUGCUGAGUGAUGAAGGCCUAGAUCUAUCUUUCGUUUCGAGAGAACAUCUCUUUUCUGGAGCAGAGCUGGAUGCCAACGGCGAAGAGAUUGUCCGAGGUGUUGGUGAAAGACUGCAUACUGCCGUGGAGCACCUACUGAAAAUGCUCUCCCUGUCAACAAGACAGACAAACGAGGCUCGUCAAUCGUAUGAUGAUGCCGUUGCCCGAUCAAGCGAAGCUGAGGAGGAGCAUAAAAAACGGCAAGAGGAGAUCGCAGAAAAUUUGAAGAAAGCGCUGAAGGACUUGGAAAAGGAAGGUAAAUUGAAGUCAGAUUGGGAGAAGGAUGCGAGACAGAAACAGUCAGAUUUGCAGUCGACGAAAAAAGAAAAUAGUGAGUUGAGACACAAGGUUGAUGAGCUGCAAAAAGAUAAUAGAACGAAGAAUGACGAUUUGAGAAGCAUGGAAGAAAAGCUUAUUGAAUCAGAGGCGGAGAAAGAGGUGUUAGCCAAGUUUAAGAAAGACCUUGAAAUGAAUUUAGCAGAUCUGAGGACCCACCAAGAAAAGGAAAUUUAUAGGCUUAAACUAGAGAACAAAGACUUAGAAGGACGACUUUCCAAAGCUGUUUCUCUGUCAGGCGACGAUUUCCAAGACGUCCUGGCCGAGAUUUAUGAGCUAAAAGAAGAGGUUGAGACCCUCUCUGAGGAGAAAGAAAAAUUGAGAGGGCAGCUAAAAGAAGCUAAAACAAACAUGACGAAUGCAAGCCAAGAGGCCGAGAGACUUCGUCUGAAUAUAAGCGAAACAUUGCAAAGUAACAUCGAUCUUGCCCAGCAAAAUGAAGCAUUGAGAAAGAAGAACAAGUCUUUAGAAUCUGCUUUCGAAGAAACUUUGGAAGAGAGGCGUAUUGCCCAAGAAGAGGCAGCUUCAAGAGAGGGCGAACUGGAUGACGUUGAUGGUCCCAGUAGCACUAAUAGAUCUCACAGCACACCCGGGUCACCUGGGUCUAGCCCAUCGGGCCAGUCUGGUAGGCCAGAGGGCGAUGGAAGGGAUACUGCUGACCUUCUUAAAGAGAUACAGAAUCUAAAAGACAUUAUUGAAAGUUUUAAAGAAAAUAAUGACGCUUUAUCGUGUGAGCUUGAUCAGAAACACGAGACUGAGUUAGAGCUAUUGAAUAAAAUCACGGAGCUUGAGGAUGACUUAUACAAGAGUGCGAACGAGGGUUUUGAGUCAGAAAGAGAAGAAAAGGGAGUCGUCCUGCACCGAAAAAGAAGUCUUGAGUUGAACUUCAAGCUUCUAGCUUCGGAGAAUGACAAAUUAAAGACAGAUAUGCAGAAACAGGAGACGGAGUUAGAGGCUCUUCAGGCCGAUCUAAAGAGGGCCAAAGAAUUACUAGCAGACAAGGAAAACAUAUUUGAAGAGCUAUCAAGCACAAAGAGUGUUUUAGAAAAUAAAAAUGUCGAAUUUUCUCAAGUAAAUCACGAUAGAAGCAUCAUCAAGCAAUCUCUAAAGGAAAAGGAGAAGCAACUAACUGCUGCGUCGGCCGAACUCGCCGGCUUGAAGGAGACAGUGCAUGAACAGAGGUCCACAAUCGACAACCAACAAGAGAAGAUACGCGAAUUGUUGGAGAAACAAGGGUCAGAAGAGGAGCGUGAACAGCAUAUCAAAGGAUUAGAAGAGGAGAUAAAUAGGGAACGAGAAAUGGUUUUGGAAAAGGAUAAUGAAAUCCAAGCGCUGCUUGAAAAGCUGAAUGCCAGAAGAUCGCAGGGAGACGGAGAAGAUGCUGAAACCAAAUCUAAAAAGGUGAAAAUCCUCGAAGAAAAGCUGAACGACCAGCAAGAAGAGAUAAAGCAAAUGAAGCAAGCAAUUUUAGCUGCCGAUGAGGAACGCCAACUACUUGUAGAAAAGUAUGAGUUGAACCUCCAGAAGACCAUACAUCACAUUAAAAAGGAGAUGGAAAAAGCAAGCAACGAGAAGAUAGCACGUCUGAAAGAGGAACACCAGAAUGAGAUUGACAAUAUGCUGGAAGUGUCACGAGUUGAAAUGAGUGAGCUUGGUCAGAAAUUUGAGGAGCAAAUUGGUGCAGCUGAACGCGUCAAUCUGCAACUGCUCGAGCACUUCUUCAAAAACAGGACAUUGAAUGAGUCACAGAUGCCAGUUGCUGAGGACGAAGGGACUCCCGUUGAGUCAUUGCUAAAUGAACUGCAAACUGAGGCAGAGAAGAUCGCCCAUCUGGUAACCUCUUACCAAAUCAAUGCAGACGACAUCAUGAAUAUUCAAGAACUGCAGAAUUCAUGGGCAAAAGAAAAGCAGAUUCUACUGGAGGCAGUCAAAGCUUUGCGAGAGCUCGUUUCAAGAGCUAGUAAUGCUGCUGCGACUGACGCAGAAAAUGUUGGGGAAGACUGGAGAGCUGGUCUGCUAAAAGCUAUCGAAGAGGUAUUCAAUCUUGAAUCAGAUUUUCUAAGUGCAGAGAUUGAGACCCUGGAAAGGGUCCCAGAGUCGGCUGAACAACCUUUGGAUUUGGCUACGGCCAAAAGAAAAAGACUGGGCAAUCAGAGGAAACAGCAUUCGCAAACUUUGAAUUUGUUGAGCGACCAAGAACGUGAAUCAUAUCUUCAAGAAAUUUCCAGAUUCAGGGUUGCUGCGGAGGAGCUUGAACAAAAGGCUGAUAGCUACAAAGAACUGUUGGAAGAUUUGCAAUCGGAAGCCGAGAAGGCAGAAGUGAAAGCAGACAACCUCACGCUUCAAUACAAUUCUCAAGCAAGCCUCGUGGACCAGGAGAGAGCUGCUUCUGCACAGCUUCGAUCACAAGUGGAACAAGAGAAAAUCAGGAACUUAGAGCUUGAGAAACUGAUAAGCAACGAGAGGGACACCGUUUCAGAUUUGCAAAGGGCUGCUGAAAUAGACGAAGAAAAGAUAACAGACCUUAUUAAAUCGUUGGAAAAUGAGCGCAAGGAAUUGAAAAAUAUACGGGCAAUGAUGGCAAAAGAACAGUCUUCGAGCCAAGCCCUUUCCGAUCAAAUAACGAUAGAGAAGAAGCGCUCUUCGGAAUUAGAGAAGCAUUUGGCCGAGGAGAGAAAGCGAUUGGAAGAAAUAAUUGCUUCAGAAAAUGAAAAUCUUGAGGACAUGAAAGUUGUCCUUUCAGAAGAGUCAGAAAAGAAUCAACAGCUUUCAGACCUUGUUGGAGAAUUAAAGGAGGAGAGAAACCGACUUCUCAAGGCAGCCGAGCUGGACCAGGCACAUGCACAGAAAAUCGAAGGCAUUUGUGAAGAACUAAAAUCAAAAGCUGCACAAGAGAAAAAUGAAAGGCAGAGACUCGAGAAGAUUGCUGAACGUUACCAUGCAAAUUUGGAAGAGAUGAGGAAACUUUUUGACGAGGAGAAGAAGCGUCGUAUCGAGCAAGAAACAGCUUUGAAAGAACAGAGGGAUUCCCAGAGUGAAACUGAAGAAAAAGGGCAGCAUGAUGCGAGAGAGAUAGAGAAACUUGAAACGAUGUUGGGCAAUCUAAGGAAUGAAUUGGACAGAGCGGAUGCAAAGGUUGCUAGUCAAGAUGCUGAAAUAAUGUCCUUGAAAUCCGAAAGUGCUCUUAAAAUUUCAGAUAUCAAGAAGCAAAAUGCUGAGCGGUUAAGCGAGACGGUUGCCAAAUGCAAACGAGAAUCAGCUGAUGAGCUCGACAGAGAACGUGCAACUAGCAAGCAACUGCGCGAUGCACUACAGAAUUUGCAGCUUAAAUACGAAACGUCAAGAAGCCAGUAUGAGAGAAUGAGGGAGUCUAUUGAGGAAGUAGAUGGUCCAAACACAGAUCGGGGAGCAACGCCAGAAAAGAGCCCUAGAGGCUCCUGCUCGUUGUCUUCGAGAGCUCUCGACCCAUUCAUAACACGAUGCACAAAACUGGUCACCCAUUGCCAAGACGUUAUAGUCAACGAGCAACAACGAAUGACAUAUGGUGCCGAGCGUCCAUCUGAAAGGCACAUUAAGGAGCUGCAGUCCACCCAUGAUGCAUUGGCAGCGCUUGUCCAAGAAUUAAGCCAUCUGCAGCAAGAUUUACGAGCCUUGGAAGAGAAUGAUCAGUCGGCAAAUUCUCCUUUGGCUAGAUUGGAACAGGCUCACAAUAAAAACGAGGAACUAAGAGACCAUAUCAGGAAAUUGGUAAAAGAGAAAUCGGAAUUCCGCGUGACUUUAAGUGCACUUGAAGAGCAGGUUAUGGAAUAUAGAAAGAGAGAGGCAGAGGUUGAGGCAGCACACGAGUUAGGGAGGGAGGCCCAAUCAGAAUUGAAAUCGGAGCAGUUAAGGUGGGAGGCAGAGCGAAGCACUUUGAAAUCUGAUCUGUUGAAACUUGAAGCGGAGAGAAAUGCGAUGGAACGUGCUCUUGAUAAAGCAUCUAUUGAGAAUGCUAAUUUGAAAAACUCUCCCGUUAGAUCUGAAGUAAGUUCACAGCCAGAUGAUAACAUCGAUAGCAGCAAAGUAGCAGAAUCCGGAUGGACUCUUCAAAAAAUUCAGAAGUUGUAUGGACGAUGCCUGCGCGCUGAAAGCUUCCGCAAAGCGCUCAUUUACCAAAAGAAGUACUUACUGUUCCUCCUCGGUGGAUUCCAAGAAACAGAAGCAAUCACUUUGUCAAUGAUCGCAAAGAUCACCGACGUUUCGCACGUCGAUGGCACCAGAAAGCAGCCAUACGGCAAAUCGAAGGCAUUCAUGCGUUUUAGGACAGCAGCCAGGGUUGUUAUUGCUACCUGGAGAAUGAAAUUUUUGGUUAAAAAAUGGAGCAAAUCCAUGUCAAAAAUAACUCUUAAGUCGAGCAAGAAACCUUCAAAUGGAGUAAACACAAGUCCCUCUGCACCAUUGGAGCUAGUGCCUGAAAGAACUGACAAAUAUACGCAUAGCAAACCAGCCGUUGGGAAUGACAACCGGGGACAAAAAAGUAAGAUGGGGGACUCACGUUCUGGUCGAGCAGUGGCGAAGGUGACAGAGCCAAAACAUAGAAAUGGAAUUCAUAGUGACUCGCAUAGCUCUGAUCAAGAAGCUGAGCCAAGAAGGCGACGCCAAAGAGGUGUUGACCACGUGACCACUCGUCAGAGAAGAGGUCGCUUUCAAAGAGAUGAAUUAGAAUCAGAGCCAUCAAGUUACUCAGCUGCACGCGAUGUUGACCGCAGCCCACCGCGGGCAUACCCGAGACCAGCUUCACCCAUGCGUAGCCGGGAAUCACCCCCUGUUUUAGACAGUGACUUUCGUUAUUUUAAUACCCAUUCAAGCGUACCGUCCUCGAGGUCCAGGAGUCCAGCUUCUCAUGGGCCUAGUCCGAACAGGCGAACUGAUACGCCAAACAAGCAUCAAAGGUCACUUUCCGCGUCGGGACUAGAUGAAACCAACACAUCACUGAAUGCAUACAUCAAGAAGCUCGAAAUGCUACAAGCCAGGUUGAAGUCGCAAGGGGCAGAUUCCUCUAACAAAGAGACGAGAAGGUUUUAAAAAAGACAGAAAAAAUUGUGUCGGUGUGCAAACAUGAGACUCAGAAUUUAAAUAAACAGUAGAGUAAUUUUAGUUUGUACAGUUAGAAUUUAAAGUUCGUUUUCCAGUUGUUUUUAUUGUUGAUAUGAAGAGUUGCCAGUUGUUCAUAUGUAGAAUUCGCAGCUGAAUAAUAAUGUAAAUAUCCGUUUGGAAUGUUAAAUUAUUCAAUGCAGCAAA
This is a messenger RNA of Rhopilema esculentum, 17179 nucleotides long. RefSeq lists its product as uncharacterized. Gene Ontology annotation, molecular function: DNA binding; molecular adaptor activity. Gene Ontology annotation, biological process: signal transduction. The record is from RefSeq and is a predicted model, not a curated record. Lineage: Eukaryota; Metazoa; Cnidaria; Scyphozoa; Rhizostomeae; Rhizostomatidae.